Molecule: messenger RNA, 1489 nt
Organism: Phyllopteryx taeniolatus (common seadragon)
Lineage: Eukaryota; Metazoa; Chordata; Actinopteri; Syngnathiformes; Syngnathidae
Exons: 6
Coding region: 404-772 (122 amino acids)
Source: RefSeq, a predicted model, not a curated record
GCCCGGCUCGGUGGCCGCUCGCCUCUGGCGUCUGCGGAACCUUGCGGCUCGCGCGCUGCUCCUGUUUGUUUACCUCUCGACGCAACCGUGCGCUCCUCUCUCGCUCUCCAGUUCCUCCUUCUACAAACUGACUUUAAAAGGAGGCCUGUUCACACCAGCCACAUGAGGUCACCGCCCGAAUCGCACGUAGGCAGGGCGAGCCCGAGGGUUUUUGGUAGCGUCUGUGUUGUAAGAAUGACUUUUUGGCCCAAGGUGGGUUUUUUUUUUCUUUCUUGUUGUUGUUGUUUUAAAGCUCGCUGGCGGGCUCCCGGUCUGGCAUUUGGGACCUACUUGAUGACAUCGUGACUAACAAGUGAGGGUGCGAUGAGGAGAGCGUUCCCAGCGUGAGGAGGAGGAGGAGGCCAUGGGCUGCACCUCGGCCAAGCAGGUGUCGGCCGUGCCCAACGAAGACGAGGGACGGGGGAAGGCCUACAGCAAUGGAGACCUCUUCGCCGAUGAAUACAAGAUGAAGGCCGUGGAGGAGGUGAAGUACAUGAGAGGGGAGGAAAACCGGGUAAAUGUACGCAACCAGGAGAACGUGGAGAAAAGUAACGUGCAGCACAGGGGCAAGUUGCAGAAAGAGACGGCGACAAACAUUAAAUCGAACAUCCACACGUCAGAGAGCCAGCAGGAGUUCUUCCGGAUGCUGGAUGAGAAGAUUGAGAAGGGGCGAGACUACUGCUCGGAGGAGGAGGAGGAAGAAGAAGAAGAAGAGGAGGAGGAGGGGACAUAGCACAAAGGCCCGCCACCCACCCCUGCGCCCCCCCCCGAGACUUCACAGCAACUGAGACCCUCGCGGUGUGUAUGUGUGUGAGCGUGAGACUUGAAUCAGUAUUUUACCAGCGGGGGCGUGCAUGUGCGCCAUAUGGCAAAGUAAGUACUUUAAGUGUUUAAAAGAAAAACAAACAAACAUGACAGCGUGGGACAAAAACAGGACCCUUUUUCUCCCUGGACUUUGAGUGCACUGACAGGUGAAAGGACCGAGCCAAAUGGGGCACAAACGUGGCGGCCCACGGAGGUGGAGAAAAUUACAUCACGUCGUCACGCUGAACUUUAUCGGUGGACAAGCCUGACGGGAAGAUUUGGGGAUAUUUUAAUAAGAGGCAGGAGUCCCCUCCCCUUUUUAUUUUAUUUUUUUUAUUAUUUUUUUUUAGCACACGUCAAUUAUAAACAUGGAGCAGACUAAUGCAUCCUCCCUCAACACACACUCUUUAAGUUUACCAGCAGACAUUCAUUUUGUCAUCUAAUUAUUUUUUUUUUUAAAUCAUUUUAUAGUACACACACGCGCACUCUCAGGCACUGUAGCAACAAACAAACGAGGGAGGAUGAGGAUGGGGAGGAUGAAGAGGAUGCGUGGUUGCCGUGGAGACGCAGAUCACUUUUCUGUUGUUUUGUUUACCAGAGACUUCCUUGUUGUUUUUUUCUAUUAAAAUGAAAAUGGCAAAGCUUU